UCCGGAGCGGCAGAUCGUGGUGGGCAUCUGCGCCAUGACCAAGAAGUCCAAGUCGAAGCCCAUGACGCAGAUCCUGGAGCGGCUCUGCAAGUUCGACUACCUGACGGUGCGGAUCCUGGGCGAGGACGUCAUCCUCAACGAGCCCGUCGAGCGGUGGCCCCCCUGCGACUGCCUCGUCUCCUUCCACUCCAAAGGGUUCCCCCUGGACAAGGCCGUGGCCUACGCCAGGCUCCGCAACCCCUUCCUCAUCAACGACCUGGACAUGCAGUUCUACAUCCAGGACAGGCGGGAGGUAUACCGGAUCCUGCAGGAAGAGGGAAUAGACUUGCCUCGCUAUGCUGUGCUCAACCGGGACCCUGAUAAGCCAGAUGAGUGCAACCUUGUGGAGGGGGAGGAUCAGGUGGAAGUGAAUGGGGCCGUCUUCCCGAAGCCCUUUGUGGAGAAACCUGUCAGCGCUGAGGACCACAAUGUUUACAUUUACUAUCCCACCUCAGCUGGAGGGGGCAGCCAGCGCCUUUUCCGCAAGAUUGGGAGCCGAAGCAGUGUGUACUCUCCAGAGAGCAGUGUUCGGAAAACAGGAUCUUACAUCUAUGAGGAGUUUAUGCCCACAGACGGUACAGAUGUCAAGGUGUACACUGUUGGCCCCGAUUAUGCGCAUGCAGAAGCCCGGAAGUCGCCUGCUCUGGAUGGGAAGGUUGAGCGGGAUAGUGAAGGGAAAGAAAUCCGCUACCCGGUGAUGCUCUCAGCCAUGGAGAAGCUGGUAGCCAGGAAAGUGUGCCUGGCCUUCAAGCAGACUGUGUGUGGUUUUGACCUUCUGCGGGCCAAUGGCCACUCUUUUGUCUGCGACGUAAAUGGCUUCAGUUUUGUGAAGAACUCCAUGAAGUAUUACGAUGACUGCGCCAAGAUCCUUGGGAACAUCAUCAUGCGCGAACUGGCCCCCCAGUUCCAGAUCCCCUGGUCCAUCCCCACAGAGGCAGAGGACAUCCCCAUUGUGCCAACAACAUCAGGGACUAUGAUGGAGUUGCGUUGUGUGAUUGCAGUUAUACGGCAUGGUGAUCGCACACCCAAGCAGAAGAUGAAGAUGGAGGUGAAGCACGCUAGGUUCUUUGAAUUGUUUGAGAAAUACGAGGGUUACAAGACGGGGAAGCUGAAGCUGAAGAAGCCAGAACAACUGCAGGAGGUGCUGGACAUUACCCGCCUGUUGGUGCUGGAGCAGGGAGCUCAUGGGGACUCUGAGGCUGAGGAGCAGAAAUCCAAACUGGAGCAGCUCAAAACUGUCCUGGAGAUGUACGGACACUUCUCUGGCAUUAACCGCAAAGUGCAGCUGACCUACCUUUCUUACGGGCACCCCAAAGCUUCCAGUGAAGAUGAAGAUGCCCGCAAGGUGGUCUCUCCAUCUCUGCUUCUGGUGCUGAAGUGGGGGGGUGAGCUUACCCCCGCAGGGAGAGUCCAAGCAGAAGAGCUGGGCCGGGCCUUUCGCUGCAUGUACCCUGGAGGUCAAGGGGACUAUGCUGGCUUUCCUGGGUGUGGCCUCCUUCGGCUGCACAGCACCUACCGUCACGACCUCAAGAUCUAUGCCUCCGAUGAAGGCAGAGUCCAGAUGACAGCAGCAGCAUUUGCCAAGGGCCUUCUUGCUUUGGAGGGGGAGCUGACGCCCAUUCUGGUGCAAAUGGUGAAGAGUGCCAACAUGAACGGUCUCCUUGACAGCGACAGCGACUCUCUCAGCAGCUGUCAGCACAAGGUGAAAGCCCGUCUUCGAGAGAUCUUGCAGAGGGAUGCAAAGUUUAGCGAGGAAGACUAUGAGAAGUUGGCACCAACCGGCAGUGCCUCGCUCAUCAAGUCCAUGGGCAUCAUCCAGAACCCUGUGGAGGUCUGUGACCAGGUCUUUGCCCUGAUUGAGAAUCUUACCUGCCAGAUCCAGAAACGGCUGGAGGACCCUAAGUUUGCAGACCUUCAGCUUUACCACAGCGAGACCCUGGAGCUGAUGCUGCAGCGCUGGAAGAAACUCGAGCAGGAUUUCCGCCUGAAGAACAGGCGCUAUGACAUCAGCAAGAUCCCGGACAUCUAUGACUGUAUCAAGUAUGACGUGCAGCACAACACCUCCCUCCAGCUGGAGGGCACCGCAGAGCUUUUCAGGCUCUCCAAGGCUCUGGCUGACGUCGUCAUCCCCCAGGAAUAUGGGAUUAACAAACAAGAGAAGCUGGAGAUUGCAGUUGGCUUCUGCCUGCCUCUCAUCAGGAAGAUCCAGCUGGACCUCCAGAGGACCCACGAGGAUGAGUCGGUGAACAAACUGCACCCCCUGUAUUCAAGAGGGGUCUUGUCUCCAGGGCGCCAUGUCCGAACACGAUUAUAUUUCACCAGUGAGAGCCAUGUCCACUCCCUGCUUAGCAUAUUCCGCUAUGGGGGCCUCCUGGAUGAAUCCAAAGACCCCCAAUGGAAGCGGGCCAUGGACUACUUGAGUGCCAUUUCGGAGCUGAACUACAUGACUCAGAUCGUUGUCAUGCUCUAUGAGGACAACAAUAAGGACCCCUCUUCUGAGGAGCGGUUCCACGUGGAGCUGCAUUUCAGCCCCGGGGUGAAGGGCUGUGAGGAGGACAGCAGUGCCCCGCCAGGCUUUGGCUUCCGGCCAGCAUCGGCAGAGAAGGAAGCCACAAAGAAGCCUGAGAAGGGCAGUCUGGAGCACUUGACCAAGUCCAAGGGCACUGAUGAGGCCAGCCCAGUGCAGCAGUUGUCCCCGCAGCCCGCAGAGCCAGCCCACGUGCAGCGACGGUCGCCUUUGAUCCGCAACCGCAAGACUGGCUCCAUGGAGGUGCUGUCAGAGUCCUCUUCCAAAGCUGGAGGGUAUCGCCUCUUCUCCUACUCCAGACACUCCUCGGAAGUGAAGCAGAGUGGCUUAGGGUCACAGUGCACGGGGCUCUUCAGCACCACGGUCCUGGGAGGCUCCUCCAGUGCUCCAAACCUCCAGGACUACGCUCGCAGCCACGGGAAAAAGUUUGCCUCCGGCUUUCUGUACAAAGAUGAGCUCUUGUCUAUGCCAGCUGUAAAGCGGUUUUCUGUGUCAUUUGCAAAGCAUCCAACUAAUGAUGAGCUGGAAGGCGAGUGCUUUGCCCGGCUGCUUCAUCGCUUUUCCUCUGAUAUUGCCACAAGCCAGCACCUCUCUCUGGAUGCCCCCCUGGCCCGCCAUCUCCACCAGUGCUUCUACCACCUGCGUCUCUUCCGGAAUUGGGUGGUCUCUGGCCAGGACGAUCUGGAGAGCCUUGACGGCUUUGAGGGCUGCUCCAUGGUGCCCAGCAUCUACCCCCUGGAGACUCUGCACAACUCGCUCUCCCUGCGCCAGGUCAACGAUUUCUUGACAGGUCUCUGCAGGAGCUGCUGCAGCAGCACCCCCUCCAGUGCCCCCACAGCGUUGUUUCACUCCCUGGACAGCCAGGCUCCAGGUGACGCCUUCAUGCAGCAGCGAAUCCUGUCAUCCUCGUCUUUGCCCCUGCAAUCCCGCUCAGACAGGCCCCCCUGGUACAGCAGUGGGCCCUCGAGCACCGUCUCCAGCGCUGGACCCUCGUCCCCAGCCCCCUUGGAAAGCUGCCCCCGCUUCAGCUUCACCGAAAAGCCCCCCUUCAGCAGCCAAGUCGGCACGGAGCGGCUCAGUGGUCAGCUGCCUGCUGAGGGGCCGCUGGGGCCAGAGGAGGAGGAGAGUUUGCGUGGCGGCCGAGCCUGGAGAGAGGCCCCAGCGGUGGGCCAGGAAGGGGUGGGGCGGUCUCUACCGGGGCCAUGGGAGCGGACCCUCGAGCAAGCCUUGCAGCAGAUGCGCCCCCCGGGGCGUGAGGCGGAGCUCUGGCGAGCUGGGCCGGGAGGGGAGGGUGGGGAGAGCACGUGCCAGGCGAUGCUGAGCCCAGGGGCGGACGUCUUGGAGGUGCGUAACGGAGGGGUGAGUGGACGAGGCAAGCCAGGUGAAUUGCCCGAGGAGGGGCAGGAGGAGCCUGCAGGCACUGGGGGUCCUGAGCAGGGCCCAGCAAGGCAGACUACUGAAGAAGCGCUGCUGAACCCUCUUCUCCCCUCUGGGGAAGGCAGUUAG
Euleptes europaea (tarantolino) is the source of this 4072-nucleotide messenger RNA. It is a transcript of the gene PPIP5K1, whose product is annotated as diphosphoinositol pentakisphosphate kinase 1. Gene Ontology annotation, biological process: inositol phosphate biosynthetic process; inositol metabolic process. Gene Ontology annotation, cellular component: cytosol. NCBI's taxonomy places the organism in Eukaryota, Metazoa, Chordata, Lepidosauria, Squamata, Sphaerodactylidae. Bases 35 to 4072 code for a protein of 1345 amino acids. Gene Ontology annotation, molecular function: inositol hexakisphosphate kinase activity; diphosphoinositol pentakisphosphate kinase activity; 5-diphosphoinositol pentakisphosphate 1-kinase activity. The record is from RefSeq and is a predicted model, not a curated record. The transcript has 29 exons.